Messenger RNA from Salvelinus namaycush (lake trout), 1008 nucleotides. RefSeq names its product v-mos Moloney murine sarcoma viral oncogene homolog (gene mos). The transcript has a single exon. Gene Ontology annotation, biological process: protein phosphorylation. The record is from RefSeq and is a predicted model, not a curated record. Gene Ontology annotation, molecular function: protein kinase activity; ATP binding. The coding region runs from base 1 to 1008 and encodes 335 amino acids. NCBI's taxonomy places the organism in Eukaryota, Metazoa, Chordata, Actinopteri, Salmoniformes, Salmonidae.
AUGCCAUCCCCAAUUCCCCUGACACGCUUGUUGCCUAAAGACCUUUAUCCAUCUCUCGAUUUUGGAGCUUGCAGCAGUCCACUGGCAAAGUAUUCCAACGAUUCCACCCUACGAAUUCCAACUCAACGGUUCCAUGGGAAGGUCGCAACCAGGCUAUGGUCAUCCACCAUUGAUUGGAAGGAACUGCAAUCCAUGCAGCCCAUCGGAUCUGGGGGGUUUGGGUCCGUUUACAGAAGUGUGUACUUUGGGGAGACUGUCGCUGUCAAAAAAGUGAAGAAGUGCGUCAAGAAUAAGCUCGCCUCCAGGCAAAGUUUUUGGGCUGAGCUAAAUGCAGCUCACUUACGCCAUAAGAACAUUGUGCGAAUUAUAGCAGCUACCACGUGCAUACCGGAGAAUUUAGAAAACGGGGACAACAUUGGCACAAUAGUGAUGGAAUACGCAGGUGAACGAACUCUCCACCAGGUCAUCUACGGUUGCGCGGAGACGCUCGAAGUGGACAGGUGGAUUACGUUUUCCAAAAACAUUGCGCAUGGUCUUCAGUUCUUGCAUUCUCAUGGUAUUGUUCAUUUGGAUAUCAAACCUGCCAAUGUAUUGGUUUCGAGGGAGGAUGUGUGUAAGAUUGUUGACUUUGGCUGUUCACUGAAAUUGGAGCUCGGGGGGGAUCGGUCCAGCCCACAAAUGAGUCAUGGCGGGGGCACCUACACCCACCGAGCGCCUGAGCUGUUGAAGGGGGAAGACGUGUCUCCAAAAUCCGACAUCUACUCCCUUGGCAUCACUCUUUGGCAAAUGAUCACCAGAGAGCAGCCCUAUACAGGCGACAGGCAAUAUGUUUUAUACGCAGUAGUUGCAUACGAUUUACGCCCCUCGGUCACUGAUGAGUCCUUCAAGUCACACCAUGGGGGCCUUUGCCGAUCCAUUGUGUCCAAGUGCUGGAGCGGUGAGCCAAGCUGGAGACCAAGCGCUCAAGAUGUCAUCACAGAUCUGGACAAGAUCCGGUCCGAACAUUAA